CUGCCGAAACGACGUCGUCGGACGGAUCUGAUCGGCAGAUUUUUUUUUUCUGGGGACAGGGGAGGAGCGCUUGCUGCUAUCAUCAUCAUCAUCAUCGCAACUUCGCAAGCUGCGGGACGGCGCUCCCUCUUCCAUGGCUUCCAUCUGCAACCCCUCCCUCUCUUCCCUCCCGAAGCUCGAGAGCUCGCCGAGCCCCGGCAGAGCGCUCCCCUCGUCGUUCCACCCCGCGCCGAGGUCGAAGCGUCCGAACCGCUCCGCCGCCUCCUCGAUCCCGGCUCCGAGAUGCCGCGCGGCGGCGGCGGCGGCGCGGAGCUCGGUUCCGCGGCGGGGAUCGAUGACCACCGACAACCUCCGCCGCUUCGUCGACCUGAACUCGGGCAAGUGGAGCGGCUCUCUUCACCAAUUUGAUGCCCGCGGGAAUCUGUUGCAUAAGAUAAGUACGAAGCUCGCCGCGAGUUCUUAUGGAGAAGAUGAGCUCAUCAGUCUUAUCCAAACGCUUUACAUAAAACAGCCGCAAUCAGGCACUUCGAUUUCGGAACACGACGAGGAACCUGAAUGGGCAGAGUAUAAGAUAAAAGAAACCAACAUGUUCACUGUCGACAAGUAUCAGCAGUUAGGAUUUUUCCCAGAUGAGAGGGCGUUUGCUCUGAGGUAUCAGACGGCAGGCAUGCUUGAAACUGUAUUAAGGCAAGGAGUUCUCGGGGAAGAUGACACCGGCGAAGAAUCUCCAAAAAAUCUCAAGCUUCCAUCUCGCCGACCUUCGCUUGUAUGUGAGAAUUGCCUCUAUUCGCAACAAGCAGAUAUACGAGCAAGAGCAUUCCACAUCAUGGACCCAAAGGGUGUCAUUGAAAUGCUUCUCAUAUUUCUCGAAGAAAGAGGAAAUGGGUUGUCUGUACCUCCUUCACUUGAGAACUCUGACGGAAGCAUAGAUAGGAUUAUGCCAUUUCUCGGCAACUGGAAGGGGCAUUCCGUAACAAAGCGUAGUGGUGUUUAUGGAGCAACAAUUGCUGAAGCUGGUUCAGUUGCAUUACUUCAAAUGGAUGACAGGGGGCAGUUAGUUCAGGAGAUUACUACAACAUCCUGUAGCAGUGAAGUCACCAGCAACGUGCAUUGGACGGGUACAAUGUCAGACAAUGUGGUCACAUUUGACGGUGGGUACCAGAUGACGCUGCUGCCUGGAGGCAUGUACAUGGGCUGCCCAUCUAACGUAGCUAAGAGCGUGGCCGAGUCUAAGUCAUUCCAUUUGGAAUUCUGCUGGCUCGAGGCACCUGGAAGGAGACAGAGGCUUAUUCGCACAUAUGAUGUGGAAGGCUUGGCCGUCUCAUCGACAUACUUACUGGAAACCAAGUCUUGAGGUUGAGAAAAGGAUAGGUUCCUGGUCAAUUGUAAAACUAGACACGAUUACUUGUAUCGAUUGAGUCGUGCAAAAUGAGUAUUCUGUUCGAGCAGAACUUGGAAGCAAGAAUUUUGUCCUAGCUGCGCGUAUAAUGUCGAAUGAGAUGCAAGACAAAUUCAUGCUUUUGGAGUCACCUUAUUCGUCAUUUAAAGCGACUUUUUGGUUCAU
Syzygium oleosum is the source of this 1564-nucleotide messenger RNA. RefSeq lists its product as uncharacterized. The transcript is spliced from 7 exons. Gene Ontology annotation, biological process: chloroplast fission. The record is from RefSeq and is a predicted model, not a curated record. Lineage: Eukaryota; Viridiplantae; Streptophyta; Magnoliopsida; Myrtales; Myrtaceae. Bases 134 to 1354 code for a protein of 406 amino acids.